CCCCAUCCAUUUGCUGUAAAUGUUCCGCGUUCGAACUCCAAAGACAGUUCCAGAGACAGAGAGAGCGGUACUUUUUCCAUAAACAUAGUCUUUGGUUUACUUUAAGAGCUAUUCAGAGAAUUAUUUAAAAUGGAAUCUGAGAUUGAGUCAGUGACAGCUUUGUGGUCUCAAGAACAAUUGACAAUGAAAAGUAAACUCAUCAUUUCAAAUACUGAACCGUGGCAAACAGAUCGAAAGCUCAACCUUGUUGGUGGAAUGGACAUUUCAUUCUGCAAAACUGACUCUUCUAUAGCAAUUUGCACACUAGUUGUGUGUAGUGUCUCCCAGCAGUUAAAGGUUGUUUAUGAGGACAGCUUGCAUGUUAAACUUUCUACUCCAUAUAUUCCUGGCUUUCUUGCAUUCAGGGAAUUUGAGCCUUGCUUGAAUUUAUACACAAAGCUGACUUCCAAGCAUCCAAAACUGAUUCCUCAAGUACUUAUGUUUGAUGGAAAUGGAAUCUUACAUCCAAGAGGAUUAGGACUUGCAUCUCAUUUUGGUGUCUGCACAAAUACCUGCACUAUAGGAGUGGCGAAAAAUCUGUAUCAAAUGGGAAGCAUUCUACGAGACGAGAACCACUUUUCCCAAAUAAAUUCGCUCAGUGCGCCGGGCGAUCAUUUUUUUAUUAAAAAUUCAGCAGGAAAUGGCGGCGAAAUUUUAGGAGCAGCUUUGAAAACUACUCAAGAGGCAAAACGACCAGUUUACAUUUCAAUAGGGCAUCGAAUUGGACUUGAGACGGCAAUUUGGGCUGUCAUGCAAUGUAUUAACCGAUAUCGCAUUCCUGAACCAACGCGACAAGCCGAUAUUCGAUCUAGACAUUUAGUUAGAAAGCUGGAAGAAAGUAAAAAUAAAAAUGUUGACCAGUAUCCGCCGAAAAUAUCUUUUCAUUGAAUUCCUUUAUUAUUGCUGUUUUCCAAGCAAAAAAAUGUAACUAGACAUGUUAUUUGAGAAUUUAAA
Daphnia pulicaria is the source of this 993-nucleotide messenger RNA. RefSeq names its product endonuclease V-like. Bases 130 to 927 code for a protein of 265 amino acids. Gene Ontology annotation, biological process: DNA repair. NCBI's taxonomy places the organism in Eukaryota, Metazoa, Arthropoda, Branchiopoda, Diplostraca, Daphniidae. Gene Ontology annotation, molecular function: RNA endonuclease activity producing 5'-phosphomonoesters, hydrolytic mechanism; single-stranded RNA binding. The transcript has 4 exons. The record is from RefSeq and is a predicted model, not a curated record. Gene Ontology annotation, cellular component: cytoplasm; nucleolus.